CCCGGGCGGCGGCGGCGGCGGUCCGGGCUCCGACUCCACGUACGCCCAUGGCAACAGUUUCCAGGAGACGGGAGGCGGUCACCAUAGAGACGGGAUGCUGUACCUGGGCGCCAGGGCCUCGCUGGCCGACGCGCUGCCCCUUCACAUCGCGCCGCGGUGGUUCAGCUCGCACAGCGGUUUCAAGUGCCCCAUUUGCUCCAAAUCUGUGGCUUCUGACGAGAUGGAAAUGCACUUUAUCAUGUGUCUGAGCAAACCUCGCCUCUCCUACAACGAUGAUGUGCUGACCAAGGACGCCGGCGAGUGCGUGAUCUGCCUGGAGGAGCUGCUGCAGGGGGACACGAUAGCCAGGCUGCCCCGCCUCUGCAUUUAUCACAAAAGCUGUAUAGACUCAUGGUUUGAAGUGAACAGAUCUUGCCCAGAGCAUCCUUCUGAUUGACCCGCCGAGCGUGCUUGCUGACUUCUCUCUAAGACUCAAAACAAAAAGAAAACAUCCAGGAGACGACAGUGUGAGAAAAGCGGAGCGACCUGCUCUCCCCUCCACAGCCGCUGGUCACCAGGAGAGCUCUGCCUGCCAGGGAGGCCCCGGGGACGCCCUCGGCCGAAACCCUGCCAUGAUGUUUGGCUUUUCUCCCCGCACCGAAAGGGGAAAGCUGCCGGGGGACAGCCGGCCAAACGGAGCACGCGGCGUUUCUCACCGGCAACCCCCACCUCCCACCCGGACUCGCCCGGGGGCUCUGCUCGGUUUUUUUGCACUGACUAAACGGGAAAUUUCUCCUCUCUCCCAUCUCCCUUUUGGAGAUCUCCACCCCGGCCCCGGCAGCGUUGAGAUGGGGACUCUGCCCCACGCCGGGAGCGGGGCCACUGCUCCCCCCUGCUGAGUCGCAGGGGUCCGUCUUUCAAGUGUUUACAAUGAGAAAAAAAAAG
Molecule: messenger RNA, 924 nt
Organism: Ficedula albicollis (Collared flycatcher)
Lineage: Eukaryota; Metazoa; Chordata; Aves; Passeriformes; Muscicapidae
Gene: ZNRF1
Product: zinc and ring finger 1, E3 ubiquitin protein ligase
Exons: 5
Coding region: 95-436 (113 amino acids)
Source: RefSeq, a predicted model, not a curated record